Molecule: messenger RNA, 2668 nt
Organism: Loxodonta africana (African savanna elephant)
Lineage: Eukaryota; Metazoa; Chordata; Mammalia; Proboscidea; Elephantidae
Gene: CRTC2
Product: CREB regulated transcription coactivator 2
Exons: 14
Coding region: 224-2254 (676 amino acids)
Biological process (GO): positive regulation of transcription by RNA polymerase II; protein homotetramerization
Cellular component (GO): nucleus; cytoplasm
Molecular function (GO): cAMP response element binding protein binding
Source: RefSeq, a predicted model, not a curated record
UGGUUCCCUUCCCUGAAGAUGACCAAAUCUUUACUCCUUCGCCCUUUUCUUCUUCCCGCUUUGUCUCCACCUCUUCCCUUCCCUCUCCUUAAUUCCUCUGCCCUGCGGAUUCGUAAUCUUGGGACUAAUUCAGAACUACUCUUCCCAGCUUGCCCCGCGCAGGGAGUAGCCGAGUGGGAGGAGCAAAGUGCCCAGUUCCCGGAGUCAACGGGGCUGCUGGGAAAUGGUGUCCAUUUCCUUUCCGUGUUGCGUGACUAGGGAGGUGAAGAAGUCAAGUAAACAAACUACAGUUCCCGGCGGCCUCCGCGCACAACAGUUACAGGCCCAAAGACUGCGACUGGCAUACACAAGGAGCUCCCAUUAUGGUGGUUCUCUGCCCAAUGUUAACCAGAUUGGCUGUGGCCUGGCUGAGUUCCAGAGCCCCCUUCACUCACCUCUGGAUUCAUCUCGGAGCACUCGGCACCAUGGGCUGGUAGAACGGGUACAACGAGAUCCCCGCAGAAUGGCAUCCCCACUCCGCCGCUACCCCCGCCACAUUGACAGUUCUCCCUACAGUCCUGCCUACAUAUCUCCUCCCCCGGAGUCCACCUGGCGCAGGACAAUGCCCUGGGGCAAUUUCCCUGCAGAGAAGGGGCAGUUGUUUAGACUGCCAUCUGCACUUAACAGGACAAGCUCUGACUCAGCCCUUCACACAAGUGUGAUGAACCCCAACCCCCAGGACACAUAUCCGGGCCCCACACCUCCCAGCGUCCUUCCCAGCCGCCGCGGGGAUUUUCUAGAUGGCGAAACGGACUCCAAAGUCUUUCUCUUUCAAGUCCCCGCUAUUGAGGAGAACUUGGUAGAUGACAAGCAUUUGCUGAAGCCAUGGGAUGCUAAGAAGCUGUCCACAUCCUCCUCCCGACCUCGGUCCUGUGAAGUUCCUGGAAUUAACAUCUUUCCAUCCCCUGACCAGCCUGCCAGUGUGCCUACCCUCCCACUUGUCAUGAACUCGGGAGGCUCCCUGCCUGACCUCACCAACCUGCGCUUUCCCCCACCGCUGCCCACCCCUCUGGACCCUGAAGAGACAGCUUACCCCAGCCUGAGUGGGGGCAACAGUACCUCCAAUUUGACCCACACCAUGACCCACCUGGGCAUCAGCGGGGGCCUGGGCCUGGGCCUAGGCUACGAUGCGCCAGGACUUCAUUCACCUGUCAGCCACCCAUCCCUGCAGUCCUCCCUAAGUAAUCCCAACCUCCAGGCUUCCCUGAGCAAUCCUCAACCCCAGCUCCAGGGCUCCCACAGUCACCCCUCACUGCCCGCCUCCUCCUGGGCCCGCCACGCACUGCCCACCACUUCCCUGGGCCACCCCUCACUCAGUGCCCCAGCCCUCUCCUCUUCUUCCUCCUCCUCUACUUCAUCCCCUGUGCUGGGCGCCCACCCUUACCCACCUUCCACCCAUGGGGCCUCCCCCCGCCACCGCCGUGUACCCCUCAGUCCCCUGACUUUGCCUGCGGGCCCAGCCGACGCCAGAAGGUCCCAACAGCAGCUGCCCAAACAGUUUUCGCCAACAAUGUCACCCACCUUGUCUUCCAUCACUCAGGGCGUCCCCCUGGACACCAGUAAACUGCCCACUGACCAGCGGCUGCCCCCAUACCCAUACAGCCCCCCUAGUCUGGUUCUGCCCACCCAGCCACCUACCCCAAAGCCUCUACAGCAGCCAGGGCUGUCCUCUCAGGCCUGCUCAGCGCAGCCCUCAGGUGGGCAGCCCCCAGGAAGGCAGCCACACUAUGGGACACUGUGCCCACCUGGCUCUAGUGGGCACUGGCAACAGUCUUACCACCGGCCAAUGAGUGACUUCAGCCCGGGGAAUCAGGAGCAGUUCAGAAUGGAGAACCCAUCAACCAGCCUGGUGCUGGAUCCCUCCGACUUUUCUGAAGGGCCUGGAUUUUUAGGGGGCGAGGGGCCAGUGGGUGGCCUCCAGGACCCUCAUGCCCUCAACCACCAGAACUUGACACACUGUUCCCGCCAUGGUUCAGGGCCUAACAUCAUCCUCACAGGAGACUCCUCCCCAGGUUUCUCUAAGGAGAUUGCAGCAGCCCUGGCUGGAGUGCCUGGUUUUGAGGUGUCAAAAGGGUUGGAGCUGGGGCUGGGGCUGGAGGAUGAGCUGCACAUGGAGCCACUGGGCCUUGAAGGGCUAAACAUGCUGAGUGACCCCUGUGCCCUGCUGCCCGAUCCUGCUGUGGAGGAUUCGUUCCGCAGUGACCGGCUACAGUGAGGGGACCUCCUCACUCACCAUCCCUCUUCCUGGCCCCAUUCCCUAUCACUGUCCCUUUCCUCCCUUCCCCCUGGCCAGUAGAAACUCCACUCUCUGCCCCCAGAUCCUCUUUCUAAUGUGAAUGAGGGAUCCCAAGAAUGAGAGAAAGCAAGGGGUUUUGUCCAGGUGGCCCCUGAAUUCUGCACUAGGGGUGGGCCUGGGGAGCUCAAGGGAGGUCCUAAAGCACUUGUAACUUUGAACCGUCUGUCUGGAGGUCAGAGCCUGUUGGAAAGCAGGGGGUAGAGAGGAGCCCCGGAUGCAGGGCUUGUCCGGAUGCCUGGGGGUGGGCAGUGCCAGCCCCUCCUCAACACUCUUCCCCUUGCAAUGGAGGAAAGAGCCAGAGUGGAUAUUAUUUUUUAUUAAAUAUAUUAUAUG